CCGUAUCUGUGUAAUGUGUAAUUAAUUACAAUCAAAAAUUGCAAUUAUCUAUAAUAUAAUAUAUUAUGUUAUGAUAAUAUUAUAAAUUAAAAAAUAUUAUAAAUUAUACCGUACCAGUGAUUUAUGUUGUCUGUGCUUAAUUUUCGUCGAAACAAAUAUCAUUAAAUUUAUACAAACACGCUUUCCGAGUUAGGUACUAACAUUUAACUGGAUAAUUAUUUUACACUUCAUUUAGACGUUAACAUUUGACAUUUUUAGAAAUUUGGACUGAUGUCUUCUGAUAGUAAAAAGGGAAUUCCCUCCAACGAAGAACUCAUAGAGGAACUCACUAAGAACUUGGAAAGUUCAGCCAUCAAAACAGAUUUUUCUGGUGGUGAUGAAUCUCAUCACAGUGAAUCGGAUUCAGAGGUUGAUACUAACGUAAAUGAAGAAAAUGAAAUUAGAGAUGAAGAUUACAUUGAUGACACACUGUUAAAGGAAAGAGAUGAUAAAUUACCGGAAGAAAAAAAACGGGAGUUAUUGCAAGAAGCUCUUAGUUUAAAAAAUGAAGGUAACAUCAAAUUUAAGAAUCAAGAACAUGAAGAAGCCUCUAAAAUAUACACAGCUGCAUUACGUACUUGUCCAUUAACUUUUCCAAAUUACAGGGCUAUAUUUUUCGCAAAUCGAGCUGCAGCCAAAUCUAACAUUAAUAUAGAAAGUGCUAUACAAGAUUGUACUCGUGCUAUUGAGUUAGAUCCUGAUUAUUUAAAGGCAUAUAUUAGACGUUCUAAAUUGUUUGAACGCAAUGACAAGCUUGAUGAAGCAUUAGAUGAUCUAAAAAAAGUCCUUGAAAUUGAUCGAAAUUACACUGAAGUGGCAUACAAUGCUAGAGUGUUACAAGAAAAAAUAAACGAGCGUAAUGAAAAAUUAAAAACUGAAAUGAUGGCUAAACUUAAAGAUUUGGGCAAUAUGGUACUAAAGCCAUUUGGUUUAUCUACCCAAAACUUCCAACUUAACCAAGAUCCAAACACUGGCGGAUACUCAGUUAAUUUCAAACAAUAAUUCAAAUACAUAUUUUAUUACAACUAUCAAUUCUCAUUAGUUUGUACAUACAAAAUUAAUUAUAAGUAUAUUAUAAAUAAAAACUAAUUGGUGAUAAAACAUAUUUA
Acyrthosiphon pisum (pea aphid) is the source of this 1148-nucleotide messenger RNA. It is a transcript of the gene Ttc1, whose product is annotated as Tetratricopeptide repeat domain 1. The transcript is spliced from 5 exons. The coding region runs from base 271 to 1041 and encodes 256 amino acids. Gene Ontology annotation, molecular function: protein binding. Lineage: Eukaryota; Metazoa; Arthropoda; Insecta; Hemiptera; Aphididae. The record is from RefSeq and is a predicted model, not a curated record.